AUGAGCGAGGAGAUCAAACCCACCGACGUUGAAAACUACCCUGCCAUGUGGGAGAAGCGCUGGGAAACUGGCGCGACCGGCUGGGACCAGUCCAAGUCCCAUCCUACCCUUGUCGGCUUCCUCAACUCGCCCGAGAGCGAUACCGUAGGCGUUGCGAGGGAAGGAAAGGCGUUUGUCCCCGGCUGUGGACAGGGCUACGAUGUCGACCUGUUCGCCCGCCGUGGUCUCGACGCGACUGGUCUGGACGUCGCACCGACCGGUGUCGUCAGUGCGAACAAGUGGCUCGAGGCCGAGAACGACAAGGCGCCCCGCAAGGCGUCUGCCAAGGUCGUCGAGGGCGACUUCUUCAAGUUUAACCAUGGCGAGGGCUAUGAUUUGAUUUAUGACUACACCUUCCUCUGUGCCCUUCCCCCGACCCUCCGGGCCCAGUGGGGUCAGCGCAUGACCACCAUCUCCCGCGCUGCCCCCGGAACGCGCCUGGUUACCCUCCAGUACCCGCUCAACGGCAACCCGCCCCCGUUUGGUCCGCCCUUCAGCCUGACAGAGGACGAGUACGUGCAGCACUUGGGCAAGGACUGGGAAGUCGUUUGGUCCAAGGAUGUGCCCGAGGAGCAGAAGCGCGUCAACACGCCUCCAGGCGGUGAGAGGCUUGUUGUAUGGAAGAGGAAGCUGUAA
Messenger RNA from Apiotrichum porosum, 675 nucleotides. RefSeq lists its product as uncharacterized. The coding region runs from base 1 to 675 and encodes 224 amino acids. The transcript is spliced from 5 exons. The record is from RefSeq and is a predicted model, not a curated record. NCBI's taxonomy places the organism in Eukaryota, Fungi, Basidiomycota, Tremellomycetes, Trichosporonales, Trichosporonaceae. Gene Ontology annotation, molecular function: S-adenosylmethionine-dependent methyltransferase activity.